AUGGUGAAUUAUCUGAUUUUUUUGCCGGUUGGUAAUAAUCCAUCUAAACCAAAUUGGCGUAGCAAUUAUCCAUCUGAUCCAAAUUGGGGUUCCGCAAUGCCAACAAUAACUUGGCAAGUAUAUCGACACUAUAGUGAUGUUCAAACAUUGAAAGAUUAUUAUGAUCAUAUUGUUGCAUAUGUGAAAUAUCUUCAUGGUAUUUACAAUGCAACAGGUCUUGCUAAUUUUACUGUUCGAUUUGGUGAUUGGAUUCCACCACCACCAGAGCCUAUGACAAAUGGAAGUCUAAUUGGAUCAUUUGGUUUUCUUCGUGAUGUCAACCUUUUAAUCAAUAUGUCUCAAAAUUUUUAUGCGGAUGGAAUGCAAGCAGCACAAGUAUUAGCUUUAGCAUUACCCGAUGUUAUACCGGCAAAUGUUCGAGGUGCAGUUAUCAAUCAACUCAUUACUGAUAUCAAUCAAAAAGGUAAUCAUAUGACAACAGGUAUCGUAUCAACAGCUCAAAUUUAUCCAAUACUUUCGGACAAUGGACAUCAUGAUUUGGCACUUGAAUUGAUAUCAUCGACAACUUAUCCAUCCUAUGGUUAUAUGUUCAACAAUCCUUACGAAAAUGCUACUACUACAUGGGAACUUUGGAAUACACCAUUGACAGGACCUGCUAUGAACUCUCAUAAUCAAGCUAUGUAUGGUAGUGUUGGUGCAUGGUUUUAUUCCCAUUUAGCUGGUAUUGAUCUUUCAUCAAACAUGAUUACUAUUCGACCUCGAAUGGCUUCUGAGAGUAAAAAACACAUUAUGUCAAAAUUAGAUUGUCAAUUGAGCACAUUAUAUGGUCUCGUUCAUGUUUCCUAUACGCGUGAUGAACGUGAUACUAUUUCCAAUUCAAUUUUACUUCGUGUUACUAUACCACCAAAUGCACAAGCUCGUGUUAUAUUUGAACCAUUAUUUGUUGGUGGACAAUAUAAAACAUUGAUCGAAGGUAAUAAAGUUAUUUGGUCAUCGGAUUUCGAUACUAUGAAUGUUUAA
Molecule: messenger RNA, 1020 nt
Organism: Rotaria sordida
Lineage: Eukaryota; Metazoa; Rotifera; Eurotatoria; Philodinida; Philodinidae
Source: the annotation of a GenBank genome assembly